Messenger RNA from Pogona vitticeps (central bearded dragon), 1095 nucleotides. It is a transcript of the gene SET, whose product is annotated as SET nuclear proto-oncogene. Gene Ontology annotation, cellular component: nucleus. Lineage: Eukaryota; Metazoa; Chordata; Lepidosauria; Squamata; Agamidae. Gene Ontology annotation, biological process: nucleosome assembly. The record is from RefSeq and is a predicted model, not a curated record.
AGGAGGAGGAAGGAGAGAAGGCCCGGAGCCUCCGGAGGGAGAGGAGGAGGAGCGGGCCCGGUGUGUGAGGCGAGGCCCCCGGCCGCGUCCCUUUGAAACCGCCCCCCCUUCAACCGCUCGCUCUCUCUUUUCCCUUUCCUUCCUUCCCUCACAACAUGUCGGCGCCGGCGGCCAAAGUCAGCAAGAAGGAGCUCAACUCCAACCACGACGGGGCCGACGAGAUCUCAGACAAAGAGCAGCAGGAAGCGAUUGAACAUAUUGAUGAAGUACAGAACGAAAUAGACAGACUGAAUGAACAAGCCAGUGAGGAAAUUUUGAAAGUCGAACAGAAAUAUAACAAACUCCGCCAGCCAUUCUUCCAGAAGAGGUCGGAACUGAUCGCCAAAAUCCCCAAUUUUUGGGUAACAACAUUUGUCAACCACCCACAAGUAUCUGCACUGUUGGGCGAAGAAGAUGAAGAGGCGCUGCAUUAUUUGAUUAGAGUGGAGGUGACGGAGUUUGAAGAUAUCAAAUCAGGUUACAGAAUAGAUUUUUAUUUUGAUGAGAACCCGUAUUUUGAAAACAAGAUGCUCUCCAAAGAGUUUCAUCUGAACGAGAGUGGGGACCCGUCGUCAAAAUCCAGUGAAAUCAAGUGGAAAUCUGGAAAGGACCUGACAAAGCGCUCCGCUCAGACACAGAACAAAGCCAGCCGAAAGCGGCAACAUGAAGAGCCGGAAAGCUUCUUCACCUGGUUCACCGACCAUUCUGAUGCGGGGGCCGAUGAGCUCGGGGAGGUCAUCAAGGACGACAUCUGGCCGAACCCGUUACAGUACUACCUGGUCCCCGAUAUGGAUGACGAAGAAGGCGAGGGGGAAGAGGACGAUGACGACGACGAAGAGGAAGAAGGCUUGGAGGACAUUGAUGAGGAAGGUGAUGAAGAUGAGGGUGAAGAAGAUGAAGAUGAUGACGAGGGAGAAGAAGGGGAGGUUAGAACCUGAAGCCUAAUUCUUAGAAUGACCCCAAUUCAGAGGAUGAAGGCGAAGAUGACUGAAACUCACUGACAGAUUCCAACCACCCUCUCUACCCCCUUUCCCCUCUCCAGUCCCUGGGAGCAAG